UCAACCAAAGCAAAGAUGGCUGCGGUGUACAAGGUUGCAUGCCGCCUGGGCAGCGGUAACGUUAAAUGCAUAAUUCCAAGGCAAACUCUCUACACGCAUAGGAAACUCUACAGCAGUGAUUCCAGCGUCCCGCCCGUCGAGCAAGGUGAGGCAGAACCCCAAGAGCCGUCUGCUGAGAAGCCAAAGAGUGGGUUCGCUGCUGCAUACGAGCUUCACACGGAUCUCCAACAGAAACAGGAAAGCGCUUCCCUUAGCCGUGUCGGCUCAACGAGGGACGAGACGUCCUUCGCUUCGCUGUUACGACACUCUCCGCUGGUUCAGAUGGGCCCGGCGAAAGACAGAGUAGUAAUGGGUAAAAUCUUUCACAUUGUCCAAGACGACCUAUACGUCGACUUCGGUGGCAAAUUCCACUGCGUCUGCAAGCGACCGUCGACUGACGGUGACAAGUACCAGCGUGGAAGUAAGGUGAGAAUUCGUUUGGCGGACCUGGAGAUGACAUCCCGAUUCUUGGGUGCGAAUACAGACACAACUCUGCUGGAGGCCGAGGGUUAUCUUAUGGGAAUACUGGAUGCUAAGGCGAAAGCGUAGAGUGCCAGUGGAUACCUUCUCAAAAGACUCAUGGCUGGACUCCGCGUGCACUGCUCUGGCAAUGUCAUGCGAUGCGAUGCAUCAGUGAGCACUGACAUUGUAAUAUGUGUAAAUUCUUUGCCAUUAUAUUAAACUCACGUCAACCAUAA
Messenger RNA from Sardina pilchardus (European sardine), 737 nucleotides. RefSeq names its product mitochondrial ribosomal protein S28 (gene mrps28). The record is from RefSeq and is a predicted model, not a curated record. The transcript has a single exon. Bases 16 to 588 code for a protein of 190 amino acids. Gene Ontology annotation, cellular component: mitochondrial small ribosomal subunit. NCBI's taxonomy places the organism in Eukaryota, Metazoa, Chordata, Actinopteri, Clupeiformes, Clupeidae.